Sinocyclocheilus anshuiensis is the source of this 435-nucleotide messenger RNA. Its product is annotated as iron-sulfur cluster assembly 2 homolog, mitochondrial-like. NCBI's taxonomy places the organism in Eukaryota, Metazoa, Chordata, Actinopteri, Cypriniformes, Cyprinidae. The coding region runs from base 58 to 390 and encodes 110 amino acids. The record is from RefSeq and is a predicted model, not a curated record. Gene Ontology annotation, cellular component: mitochondrion. Gene Ontology annotation, molecular function: iron ion binding; 4 iron, 4 sulfur cluster binding; 2 iron, 2 sulfur cluster binding. Gene Ontology annotation, biological process: iron-sulfur cluster assembly. The transcript has 3 exons.
CUCGUGAUAAUAACUCGUCUUGCGCGUGCGCAGUACUACUAUCCGAGUUUGUCGAAGAUGUCGCUCGCCAGGAGACUGCUCAUAAGCGCCACUAAAACAGCGUCAUUUCACUUUCUCAACCAUUCACUGUCACGUGUGUGUUUGCUGUUGGCCAGAGCUGAGACCGUGAGAACAUGUUCAGCUCCUCUCACCUCCUCUACCAAAGAGGAGCAUCAAAACCCAUCCGGCAGUCUGGCUGAGAGCAUCCAGCUCAGUGAAUCCUGUGUCAAGAGGCUCGCUGAGAUUAUGGGAAAGGGACAGUAUCUGAGGAUAGCAGUGGAGGGAGGCGGAUGUUCGGGAUUCCAGUAUAAAUUCUCAGUGGACACUGUUAAAAACGAAGAUGACCGGUAAUUGCAAAAAGAAAGCAAUAUGUAGGCCAGGGCUGUCCAAACUCGG